AUGCCGCCGCCGAAAAAGCCGAAAAAGAGUGGUGGGACAGGGUCCCAUACCCACGCUCUCUCCGUGGUGCAAGAAUUCAUGAAGGAGUCCUACUACGCGGGCAGGCGAGCAAAAGAGAAAGAGGACGAAGCUCGGAAAGCGGGCGAGAAAGUCGCCCAGGAAAUGGAGGCAGAGGUCAACGAGUACAUGGAGGACGCUGAAGGGUGGAAAGUGACGAUGCAGGAACUCAAGGAGCUGUGCCCGAAACUCGAAGAGCUGCUUGCGAAGAUUGCGGACGCGGAAGAAACGACAGAUGAGCUAUGUGAACUCGUCGAUAGCCUGGAGGCGGAUCUUUUGAGGCGCACCGAUGGACGGUUUUUGAAGCUGGAGAACCAACAGCUGGAACGCAACUUGGAGUCCUCAAGCUCUGCUACGGAGAAGCAAGCCCUCGAGAAAACAAUCACCUCUCUCCGAGCAGAUGUGGAGGGAAAAGAGCGCACUGCACAGCUAUACAAGCCCGCGCUGGAGAAAAUGAAAAAGAUGAUUGAUUCCGAGAAGGAAAGGGUUGGAAGAAGAAACGAGACAAUCACUCUGUGGAGAAAUAAGUGCGAAAACCUCCGUGCUAAGGCUGACGAGGAUAAGGCGAUGAUCGAAAAAGAGAAGAGUGCUCUGGAGACUCAGGCCCUCGAGUUGAACCAGAGAAUCCGCGAACAAGAUGAGGCUCUGAAGGACUCUCAAACUCGGCUGGAAGACUGUGAAACCAGCAAAGGCCAGUUGGAAGAGAGCCUGACGGAGAUGAAGACUUCUAUUGCCACCAUGAAUAGCGAUUAUAGUGAAGGCAAACCCACGAUGCAGGCCCAACUGGAAAGGCUUAAGGAUGAUUUGACCGUCAGGAUCGAGUCGAUCAACCGUAGGCACGAGCGCCUAAAGACCAACUUGAAGUCUGAACACAAUCUGGAAGUCAGAGAACUCCUUGGAAAGAUCGAGACCGCAAAGGAAGAUCUCGAAAGAGUUGCUUCGGAUUUCCACAAGGAGAAAGAGAAGAGUCGCGCAACUCUGUUCAAGAAUGAAAAAGAGAAAUAUGGGCUGCUGAAUGUGCAAGCCGAGUUGAAACCCAAAGUCGAAUCAUUGGAGUUCCUCCUGGAUGCCGAAAGGGAGGAUGCCGAGUCUGCCCGCAACCAAGUAUGA
Molecule: messenger RNA, 1167 nt
Organism: Lasiodiplodia theobromae
Lineage: Eukaryota; Fungi; Ascomycota; Dothideomycetes; Botryosphaeriales; Botryosphaeriaceae
Product: M protein repeat protein
Exons: 4
Coding region: 1-1167 (388 amino acids)
Source: RefSeq, a predicted model, not a curated record